Messenger RNA from Momordica charantia (bitter melon), 2924 nucleotides. RefSeq names its product U-box domain-containing protein 44. The record is from RefSeq and is a predicted model, not a curated record. NCBI's taxonomy places the organism in Eukaryota, Viridiplantae, Streptophyta, Magnoliopsida, Cucurbitales, Cucurbitaceae. Gene Ontology annotation, molecular function: protein binding.
GUCUCUGUCUUUUUUCUCUGGGCUUUAAUCUAAUCUUCUUCUUCUUCUUCUCUCUUUAUUCUCUCACACCUGUUAAAAACUUGCCACCCAUUUUUCAGUUUCCAUAUAGACACUGUUCUACGUUAAAUUCAUUGAAUUCCUUAGACCCUUUGAACCAUUUCCUUACUUUUGUUCUUUGUGGGUUAAAUUUAUUCGUCUCUUUUUGUGGAUGAAGCUGAAUUUGGAGAUGAAAGAGGUGAAUAAGAUUGAAAACAGAACCUUUUCAGAGGUUGUGUCUGAAAUAAUAGCAUCUACAGAUGAGUUAGCUUCAAUAUCCAAGAGUUCAGAAACAGAGAAAGAGAUGUUCUCUGAGUUAGCUCUGGUUGUGGAGAAAAUCCCACCAAUUUUCAAUGAUUUGAGGGACUAUGACAAGAUUAUGGACACCCCAUCAAUCAGAAAAGCAGUUGAAUCCCUUGAGAAGGAGAUAAAGCGCGCCAAGUGUUUGAUAGAAGUCCAUAACCAGAAAAUGAAACAUGUUGAGACUAUUGCCCAUGAUCUUGGCCGGUCUUUGGGCCUUGUCCUGUUUGCCACUGUUGAAGUCUCAACAAAAUUCAAAGCAAAGAUUGGAGAGUUGUAUAAGGAACUGAUGAGCAUGAAGUUCAAUGAGAACUGCAGUCCAACUUCAACUUCAAGUCAAGCCACUGAGUUCGGUUGCGAUUUGAGAGUCGAGGAGAUUGAAGAAGAACGAAUUAGCACUAACGUUUGUGACAUUGCAGUGCAGCUCAAGUAUGGAAAUGAUGAUGAAUUCAAGCUUGCCGCGAUGGGGUUGAAAGAAUUGAUGCAAAGUAAAAAUAUUGAUGAGGAAUGGCUCAAGGAAGAGGGAAUCGUUUCCAUCUUGCUGAAUCGUUUGGGUUCAAGCAAAUCAGUGGAUCGUUCAAUAAUCAUUCAAGUACUUCAAUAUAUUGUUUUGAACUAUCCUGCAAUCAAGGAAAUGAUGGCAGAUGUGGGGCCUUUGUCAAAAUUAGCCAAGUCUUUGGCUGGGGAUGAGGUGGAGAGGAGAGAAGCCGUGGGGCUGUUGUUGGACCUCUGUGAACUUGUAAAUGUACGGCGACGGCUUGGCAGAGUUCAAGGUUGUGUUGUUAUGUUGGUUGCCAUUCUGAAUGGGGAUGACCAGAUUGCUUCAUAUGAUGCAAGGAAAUUGUUGAAUGUAUUGUCAGGGAACACCCAGAAUGUGCUUUAUAUGGCAGAAGCUGGUUAUUUUAGGCCAAUGGUGCAGCAUUUGAAAGAAGGUUCUGACAUGAACAAGAUUCUUAUGGCAACAGCAAUUUCAAGGAUGGAGCUCACUGAACAAAGUAGAGCCUCACUGGGAGAAGAAGGGGCAAUUGAACCCCUUGUUCAAAUGUUCUGGGCCGAGAAGCUUGAAGCUAAGUUAUCAGCAUUAAGCGCAUUGCAAAGCCUCUCGAGCUUAAAGGAAAAUGUUCAGCGAUUGAUUGGUUCGGGGAUCGUCAUGUCUCUGCUUCAACUCCUUUUCUCUGUAACCUCCGUGCUUAUGACUCUUCGAGAACCUGCAGCCGCAAUUCUCGCAAAGAUUGCCGAAUCAGAAUCAAUCCUGGUUAACCAUGAUAUGGCACUGCAAAUGCUUUCACUUCUGAACUUAUCAAGUCCAGUGAUUCAGAAUCACCUCUUACAAGCACUCAAUAGGAUUGCUGCUCAUCCUAGUGCAGCUGAAGUUAGGAAAAAAAUGGUGGAGAGUGGUGCAAUCCAGCUUCUCUUUCCCUUUUUGAUGGAAACUAAUCCUAAGAUCAAGACUGGUGCCUUGAAUUUGCUUUAUAAUCUUUCCAAAGAUGCACCAGAAGAGCUAGGAGAGAGCCACAUCAGUGUAAUUCUGGAAAUAAUCACCUCGACAAAUUCCGAGUCUGAAAGAGUCUUUGCAGUUGGUAUACUAAGCAAUGUUCCUGUAACUCAAAAGAAAAUAACAGAUAUGCUGAGAAAAGCAAAUCUCGUGCCCACCUUGGUUUCCAUCAUGAAUUCCAGCUUGACAAAUUCAAAUAUUUCUACAUCUUUGUUAUCAGAAAGCGUAGCGGGUUUAUUAGUACGUUUUACAAAUCCAUUUGAUAGGAAAUUACAGCUUCAUUCAGCAGAACAAGGGGUGAUUCCUUUACUGGUGAAGUUGCUGUCAAGCGAUUCGCCCGUUGCUCAGAGCAAAGCAGCAACUUCACUAGCUCAGUUGUCACAGAACUCACUCUCUCUCAGCAAAUCCCGGACCUCAAGGUGGUUAUGUGUUCCUCCUUCAAAAGAUUCAAUUUGUGAAGUUCAUGGAAGGCAAUGCAUCAUAAAGAGCACAUUUUGUUUGGUCAAGGCCAAUGCAGUCCCUCCCAUGAUCCAAAUUUUGGAAGGAAAAGAAAGAGAAGUAGAUGAAGCUGUCCUCAGUGCCCUCACCACCCUUUUGGAAGAUGAAAUUUGUGACAAUGGAAGCAACUACAUAGUUAAGAUGUCUGGUGUUCAAGCCAUCUUAAAAGUUUUAGGCUCAGACCACAUUGAUGCUCAACAGAAGGCAUUAUGGAUACUGGAGAGAAUAUUCAGAAUUGAGGAGCACAGAGUCCAAUAUGGAGAACCCACUUCGUUCGUGCUCGUUGAUCUAGCUGAGAAAGGCGAUUCUAGUUUGAAAUCAACCAUCGCGAAGUUAUUGGUUCGGCUGGAGCUGUUUCAGUUUCAAUAGUUUAGUUAAAAACGUUCCUUCGGAGAGGACCUCAGGCAUAAGGAAAAGCUGGCGUUUCAAUUUAUGUGCAGUUUGAAACAAGUUGCUGCAGGUAACUUUAUUGCUUCUUGAUGAACAACAUGAUUUCACAAUUUGGAAGUAAAACAAGGAGCUUUGCACAAUCAUUUAAAUGUCUGAAUACACGAGCUUUGUAUUUGCAUAUUAUCAGAUUUGUAAACUACCUUCA